Aphanomyces invadans is the source of this 5820-nucleotide messenger RNA. RefSeq lists its product as hypothetical. The coding region runs from base 1 to 5820 and encodes 1939 amino acids. Gene Ontology annotation, biological process: lipid transport; transmembrane transport. NCBI's taxonomy places the organism in Eukaryota, Oomycota, Saprolegniomycetes, Saprolegniales, Verrucalvaceae. The transcript is spliced from 3 exons. Gene Ontology annotation, cellular component: membrane; intracellular membrane-bounded organelle. Gene Ontology annotation, molecular function: lipid carrier activity; ATP binding; ABC-type transporter activity. The record is from RefSeq and is a predicted model, not a curated record.
AUGGCUCCAACAACGCAAGCGGACCUUCACGUGCCGAUGGUCGAUGCAACCACAACGAGCGCCGAGAUUGGCGCUGCAAGCUUUGUCUGGACGCUGGUGUGGAAAAAUUUUCUGCUCAAGCGCAAGCACCCGAUCAAGUGGGCACUGGAACUUCUCCUGCCCGUGGCCCUCAUUGUUGUACUCGGUUCGUUGAAAACGCUUCUCCCGGACAUUGCGAUUCCCGAUGGAUGGGCCAACGACGCCACUCUGGACAACAAGACUGGCACGGGCUAUAGCCUGUGGGAUACGACGUCGUCGGGGACGUCUGGGGCAGUCCCGCGGUUCGUCGCGACGGAAACCACCAUGUCGGCGUACUUGAUGCAGCUGGCAUUUCGAUCGUACGACGAGCGUCUGCGCACGGCGGAACGAACUGCCAUCGAAAACGCAACGUGCGGGGAGUCCGCGUGGGCGGGCAACAUCAGCUCCACCGACAUGCACGCGUGGCCCGCACUCUGUCGUCCGUUCAUAGUCCCCCACAAGAUUGCCAUCGUCCCCGACUCCCCAUUCACCCGACACUACUUUCUCAAGACGUUGGCCACUUGGUAUCCUCGCGUCCCGUUGUCGACGAGUGUGGUCGUACCAGCCCUGGCCGACUCGGUCGUGUUUUUCGACUCGAAUGCUGCCCUUGAUGCCUACAUCGCAGGUGCACAUUACGGUCAAUCGUUCGACGCUCCAGUGAUUGAUGCGGCGAUUGUGUUCACGACGACCCCUUUGACGUUCGGUGUUGCGGGCAAUCUUGAGUACACGCUGCGACUGAAUGCUACACUGGGCCGCAGCAAUGCGGUGGGCGACGUGCCCCGUACGGUCGAUGGCGCCGUGGACCCUCUCCAACGAGCGCUGGACUUGGCUCCAUACACUCGGUACGCCACGUCGGGCUUCUUGACGCUGCAGACACUGGUCACGCGCUUUGCUACUUGCGUUCCGGACUGGACAAACGGUCAAACGACAGGCCAGUGCACUGUGCAGCAAGCCACGGCCGUUGAUUCCCCGGUGACGGCCAAGUCGUUGGUGGAGCAGCAACUUCCCCACGACCAGACGCUAAACAAGUUGCUGGUCAAGGCCGCCGAUUUUCUCAACCAACCUCGCGUGGACCUGGCGAAACUGGACUCUACAACUACGGCCUUGUUGGCACGCCCCCUCCGCCAACUUCCUCAAGCCACGGGGGGGGCCACCGUGUUUCCGUUUCCCAUCGAGCACUACACAUCGUCGCCGUUUUACAAGGCGGUGCAAAACUUCUUUGGCCUGCUCUUUGUCAUCUCGUACUUGCAAUGCCUGUCGUCCAUUCUCGUGGCGCUCAUUUCGGAAAAGGAAUCAAAGAACCGGGAGCUGCUCAAGAUCCUCGGCAUCCCCGAUGUUGCCAUUGUGUGCAGUUGGUACGUCACGUAUGCCAUCGUGUUGGUCGUCGCCGCGCUGCUCCAAACGGUCGCCGCCCGCGCCAUCCUCUUCACAAAUGCCAACGUCCUCCUUCUCUUUGUCUUCUUUCUCCUCUUUGCAUGGAGCUUGAUGGCGUACGGGUACAUGGUCAGCGCAAUUUUCUCCAAGUCGCGCACGGGGACGUACAUAGGGAUCAUUGGGUUCUUCGUCAUGUACUUGAUCACGUCUGGAUUCAACGCCACGUCGGCCCAGUCGGCGAAGCAACUCGCAUGUCUGCUUCCCCCCGUCGCCCUCGUGUUUGGGGUGGAGAGUUUGGCUAUUUCGGAAUCUGCUGGAGUCGGCAUCACGCUCGGCAACGCGACCAUCCCUAUCCGCAACUUCCCGUUCGCAUCCGCGCUGGUGUUCUUGGCCGUUGACAUCGUCCUGUAUACGUUGCUGGGGUUGUACUUGGAAAAAGUCGUGCCAAACGAGUACGGGACGACAGAACCUUGGUACUUUUUCUGCUCUCCUGCGUACUGGACCACCAAAUCCCACGCGAAAGUGGUCACCCAGCCGUCCGUCGUCGAAACCAACGCGGUCGCGCUGAAUGUGCUACAUCACGACGCGAUUGAGGCCGUCGGCAUGGAGCUCAAGCAGCAAGAAGUGUCCGGCGACGCGCUUCAGAUUCGAAACCUGUCCAAGGUGUUUCGAAUCCCAGGCGGCACCAAGACGGCCGUGAACGGCCUCAACUUGACCAUGUACAAGAACCAAAUCACGUGUUUGCUCGGCCACAACGGAGCCGGGAAAACCACCCUCCUUUCCAUGCUGACCGGCAUGAUUCCCAUCUCGGCCGGCGACGCCACGAUCCACGGCCUGUCGCUGACCAAUGACAUGGACGCGAUCCGCCGGUCCAUGGGCAUUUGUCCGCAGCACGACGUGUUGUACCCGGAACUGACUGUGCACGAGCACUUGAUCUUUUACGGCAAAGUCAAAGGGUUUCGUGGCCAAAUCCUCCUGGAUCAAGUGGAGGCGUCGAUUGCCGAAGUCGGGCUGACAGAGAAGCGCCAUGUGAAGUCGAGCGACCUCUCGGGCGGGAUGAAACGCAAGUUGUCGCUCGCAAUUGCGUUGCUGGGAGACAGUCAGCUCGUGUUUUUGGAUGAGCCGACGUCUGGAAUGGACCCGUACAGCCGACGAAGCAGUUGGGAAAUCAUCAUGAACAAUCGGUCGAACCGCAUAGUGGUGCUCACGACGCAUUUCAUGGACGAAGCCGACAUCCUGGGCGACCGCAUUGCGAUCAUGGCCGAAGGCGAGUUGCGUUGCUGCGGGUCGUCGCUGUUUUUGAAGAAUCGGUACGGCGCGGGGUACAACUUUUCCCUCGUCAAGGCGGACUCGUGCGACACGAACGAGUUGGUGGCGUUUGUCAAUAGCCGCGUGGGUGGUCGGGCCAAGAUUCUGAGCAACGUUGGCACUGAAAUCGCUUUCCAGCUCCCCUUGGACUGCUCUCCUUUGUUUGGUGCGAUGUUCGCUGACCUUGACGAGCAAAUGGAGUUGCUGGGUGUGGUCUCGUACGGCAUCUCGGUCACGACGAUGGAGGAAGUGUUCAUCAAAGUGGCGGAGCUCGGCGACGAGUCGCAGCAGCACACUCUGGCGCACAAACAACCCAAGUCUGCGUCGCCAGUGUCGCCCCCGCACAGUGGGUUCAACCUGCUCACGGAACGUACUUCCGGCACGUUUAGGACGCACUUUGCGGCUCUUUGGAAGAAGCGAUAUCGCAUCGCCAAGCGCGAUCGUCGGGUGGCGCUGUUUGGCAUGGUAUUGCCAAUUCUCUUCCUCGUUCUCGGCAUUGCCUUGCUCAAGACGAGUACGCUCAACAAGAACGAGCCCAAAAUGGCCUUGUCCGUGGCAGAUUACCCCAGGGGAAAUCAAACCCCCAUUCCGUUCUCGUGUCAGUCGGAUUGGCUGUGCGAUGCUGUCCCUCAAUAUGCCGGCGCCGCGCCGUACGAUUUGCAGCUGCCGAUGACGCCACUCCCGAGUCCAUCCAACGUCUUUGGUAUUCAGUACACCGCUCUCACGCCCACCAUGGACACGUGCCUCCGCGCCAGCUCCGAGCUCUGGACGCGCGGAUUCAAAUCAAGCAUCACUGGCCAGUAUGGUGGACUCGUGCUGUUCGGGUCGGCUGCGUCCCGCUUGUUUGGGUACAACGUUGCCGUGAACACAACUGCCAAACAUAGCGCCGCCGUCCACAAGGCCAUUGCGGACGAAGCGCUGUACCGAGCGGUCGUGAAUCGUCCUGACGUAACAUUGAAGGUGUCGACGCAUCCGCUGCCUUUGACGGACACGAGCAAGGUGCUGUUUUCCGCCAUGGUGGGGUACUUGUCGUCGUUCUUUGCUAUCCUUGCGUUCGCAAUCUACACGGCGUCUGUGGUGCCGCAUUUGGUCAAGGAGAAGCACGCCAUGUCGAAUGCAAAGCAUCAACAGUUGAUUUCGGGUGUGAGCUUGACGGCAUUUUGGCUCGCCAACUUUGCCUGGGACUUGGCCAUGUUCGCCGUCCCGUGCGCUUCGGGCCUCGCCGCCAUCUACUUGUUUGACAUCUCGGCUUUCUCUGGUCGCGACUGCGCCAGCUGCACGGACACGCCGUUCGCUGCGCUAGUCGUACUGUUUGUCCUCCUUGGUGGCGCUCUCAUCGCGUUUUGCUACAUCGUGUCGUUCGCGCUCAACGAUCCUGCGUCGUCCCAAGUCUACAUCAUCAUGGUUCAAAUGUUCGUCGGCCUCAUGCUCACCAUCGUGUCGCUCGUGCUGGACAUUGUCGAAUCGACGCGGGCGACCAACAAGGCGCUCAAGUUCAUUUGGCGGCUCUCGCCCCUCUUUUGUAUCGGGAACGGCCUCAACGCCGUCAGCUCGAGAACUAUUCAAAUCAGCCGAGGACUGGACCCUCGCGCAUCUGCAUUCAGCACUGACGUCAUGGGUUGGGACAUUAUCUACUUGGGCAUCGAGGCCAUCGUGUUCCCCAUCGCGGCCAUCGCGAUCGAUCACAUGCGCAUGGUUCCCUCCCUUCAUCGCCCAACCAAGGACGGUCCGACGACAGACGGUCAAGAUGCCCAGCUCAUCCAGGACGAGGACGUGGCGGCGGAAGAACGGCGCGUCGCGCGGGGAGCUGCCGAUUCGGAAGCCAUUGUCCUGCGGCAACUGCGCAAGGUGUACGAUGGUGGCAAAGUCGGCGUCGCUUCCGUGUCGCUGGGGUUGCCCAAGGGCGAAUGCUUUGGCUACCUCGGCAUCAACGGCGCCGGCAAGACCACCACCAUGAAGAUGCUCACUGGAGACAUCGUGGCAUCGUCCGGGUCGGCGACGCUGGGCGGGUUUGACAUUUUGUCGCAGCAACUGGACGUUCGCCGACUCAUCGGGUACUGCCCGCAGUUUGACGCGCUGAUCGAUUUAUUGACGGUUCGCGAACACUUGGAACUGUUUGCGUGCAUCAAAGGCAUUCCGUCAAACCUUGUGCACGACACGGUCGUGGGGCUCAUGGACCAAAUGAACUUGAACGACUUUGAGCACAAACUGGCGGGGACGCUCAGCGGCGGCAACAAGCGCAAGUUGUCGGUGGCGAUUGCCAUGAUCGGGUCGCCGCCCAUCAUCUUUUUGGACGAACCGUCCACGGGCAUGGAUCCUGUGUCGCGUCGGUUCAUGUGGGACGUGAUCGCCGACAUUUCCACACGCAGCAAGGAGUCGACAAUUCUCCUGACGACCCACAGCAUGGAAGAGUGCGAAGCACUGUGUACUCGCGUCGGGAUCAUGGUUGGCGGCGGCCUUCGUUGCCUCGGUAGCAUUCAGCACUUGAAGCACCGCUUCGGCGACGGUCUCUCCCUGCAUGUUAAAGCUUCACCCAUCACUCAAGCCGACAUUGCCCCAAUUCUAACCACGCACUUUGCCGCCACAUCAGUCCUCCACCGGGACGACCUGGCCAGCGUUUGCGCUGCACUCGGUCGACCAGGGCGGGUGGAUGCGGUCAGCAUGGGCCAUCCGACGGGGUAUGUGGUGGAGGAUGCGCUGGCGACGAACGGGUUCGUGCGAACACACGACUUUUGCGCGUGGUGGCUCGGCGAAGACAACUACGACUUGCUCAAGCGCUACCUCGAGACUGUCUUCGGCGUCGAGAAUGUCCAGCUCGUGGAGCGCCAACACGAUGUCAGUCGCUUCAAGCUGCUUGGCCACAAGGACCGCGUCGCCCUCUCGCACGUGUUCCCUCUGAUCGAGCGCGCCAAGCGAGAUCUGCACAUCCAAGACUACACGGUGUCGCAGACGACGCUGGAGCAAAUCUUCAACGGCUUUGCUGCCCAACAAACUCAAGAAAAGGGGGUCGCCAGAGGGCUCGAAGUGGUCGAGCCCACGUCUGCCACGCUCGACGAUCGUUACCGCGCCCACACCACUUGA